This is a messenger RNA of Closterium sp. Yama58-4, 1950 nucleotides long. The record is from the annotation of a GenBank genome assembly. NCBI's taxonomy places the organism in Eukaryota, Viridiplantae, Streptophyta, Zygnematophyceae, Desmidiales, Closteriaceae.
AUGUCGUACCCGGGCCGCCAUACCUCAGAUCGAGGCGAAUCGGCAGGCGGUCCGACGGACGCCCACAGCAGCAGCUGGACCAAUGGCGCGGGAUCCGCACUGCUGCCACGUGUACGGACACGUGGCAGUCCAGCGUCGGCUGCAGCACCAGGCAAAUCCUUAUCCGCGAACGACCACGUGCCUGCACUCCCAUCGUCCCCCGGAGCGGAUCCCCCUUAUAAGAGCACCGACAUCGCAUAUAAGAACGCAGAUUCAAAUGCUACUCCGUCUGAUCUCCCCCUUAGAAAUAGCGCUGACCUUCCCACUCGCGCUCACACCAUGAACGACGUUCUUACCUCCUCCGCUUCUGCUCUCCCCUCCUCCACACCAUCCUCCUCUGCUCUCGCAUCGUCCGCGAAUCACGUUCAUGCCGUCCAAUCCGCGCCGGACAGCCUCCCCGUGGAAUCCGGAAAAUCCGGGAAGCCACGUAGGCCUGUUCCUGGCCAAAUGACGCCUCUCGCUGCGCUCCUCGGAUCGCCGCAAACCGCGGGGAUCGCGCUCUCGGGUCCCGACGCGUCGCCUCCCCCCAUGCUGCUCCCCUCCCCGCCUGUUUCUCCCGUCGGGAACAGCUGCGCGGGGGAGGGGGAAGCAUCCGCGUUUCUCCCCGCCGACUCCGCGGCCUCUGCGGGGGCGGGAAGAAGGGCUCCCCGCCGCGCGGGGUCGUGGCGGGCUUCCGAGAGCGCGGGGCGGGCGGAAGGGGCGGGUGGAGGCGGAUUGGACUCCCCCCACGGGGUGGCGGAAGGGGAAGCGGGGGAAGCGGGGGGGGCGGGGGAGGGGGGGUGUUUCUACGAGUCGGUGCGCGUGCCCCGUGACGUGGUGCGCGUGUGGCAGGACUGCUGGCGUGGCGCGUGGCAGGCUGACGUGGAGAUCCGAUCCGCCGUGGAUGGCGGGCUGGUGCUGGCGCAGGGCGCCGUGCUGGCGGCCCACUCCCAGGGCCUCGAGCGCAUGCUGGCCGGCGCCAUGCUGCAGCAGGCGCGGCCCCCGUGGGUGAUAGUGCUGAAAGGAGUGCCCGUGGAGGCGAUCAGGGGCGUCAUGCAAGCGCUCUACUGCGGCACCAUGGACGAUGGGGUGAUGGAUCGGCACAUCUUCCACCUGCUCCUCCUCGCACACUCCCUCCCCAUCCCCCUCCUCAAAUCCCUCUGUCUAGAGGCGCUGCGUUCCCGCCUCCUCUCCCCUGCCAACGCCGUCGACACGCUUGUCCUCGCGCGAUUGGUCGGCUCACGCGCGCUGCAGGCGCUGACUCAGCAGUACAUCGUGCGGCACCACGCUGACGUGGCGCUGACGGACGCGUGGGCGAUGCUGAGUCAGGAGUACCCGGACGUGAAGGGGAUGCUCGUUCAAAUGGUGGAAGCGAGGAAGAAAGUGAGUGGAUUGAACAAGAGGGUGGGGAAGCAACCAGACCAAACGGGUAUAACAGGUCAAUCGGGACCGCACACUCUCUCCCCUACUACCACCCUCGCGCCUACCCUCUCCUCCCUCUCCACCUCCUCCCACUACCUCGGCGGCAGCGGCACUCUCUCCACCCUCUCCUCCUCCUCCUCCAUUCCCUCAGUCCGUCCCAUGUCCCCCCCCACACCCGCCACCCCUGCCGCCCCUCCCACCCCCUGCGGCCUGCCCAAGUGCCGCCCGGUAGAGGGGCUGGUUCGGCACUUUGCUAAGUGCGGUGUGAAGGUGUCGGGAGGGUGUGAGAGCUGCAAGGUGGUGUGGCAGCUGUUGGAGCAGCACUCGAGCGCAUGUGAGAAGCAGAGGGGAUGCCGCGUCCCCCUGUGCAGGCAGUUCAAGAGCAAGCAGCAGGAGCAGGGCAGUGGGGGGCCUGCAGGCAAGGAGAAUUUGAACGCAGCAGAGCAGGCGGAGCAGGUGACAGCACUAGCCAAGGCCCUCUUGGCUCUGGAGAAUGCCAAGUCGUUUUAG